This is a messenger RNA of Camelina sativa (false flax), 621 nucleotides long. Its product is annotated as single-stranded DNA-binding protein WHY1, chloroplastic-like. Gene Ontology annotation, molecular function: single-stranded DNA binding. Lineage: Eukaryota; Viridiplantae; Streptophyta; Magnoliopsida; Brassicales; Brassicaceae. Gene Ontology annotation, biological process: regulation of DNA-templated transcription; defense response. The record is from RefSeq and is a predicted model, not a curated record.
AUGGAGCAUUCUCCUUUGACUCUGGCUUUCGCAGAUGCAGUUGGGGCAGCUGAAGGAUCGCCAGCUAGAUUUUAUGUUGGUCAUUCGAUAUACAAGGGGAAAGCUGCGUUAACAGUAGAUCCAAGAGCACCAGAGUUUGUGGCUUUAGACUCUGGAGCUUUCAAGUUGUCAAAAGAUGGUUUUCUACUGCUCCAGUUUGCUCCUUCAGCUGGUGUACGACAAUACGAUUGGAGCAAGAAACAGGUGUUCUCAUUGUCUGUUACAGAAAUCGGAACUUUGGUAAGCUUAGGCCCGAAAGAGUCAUGUGAAUUCUUCCAUGAUCCAUUCAAGGGAAAAAGUGAUGAAGGAAAAGUGAGGAAAGUGUUGAAAGUUGAGCCUCUCCCAGAUGGUUCUGGUCACUUCUUCAACCUAAGUGUACAAAACAAGCUUUUGAAUGUUGAUGAUAACAUUUACAUACCAAUCACUAGAGCAGAGUUUGCUGUUCUCAUCUCUGCUUUCAAUUUUGUCUUGCCUUACCUUAUAGGCUGGCAUGCAUUUGCGAACUCAAUCAAACCAGAAGACGCAAACAAGAUGAACAACGCUUUGCCUAACUAUGGAGGAGACUAUGAAUGGAAUAGAUAA